CCCAUUUGCUUAGCUUGAAACCAGAAGCGAAGUUUAGGGUUUGGGGAACAAGUCCAGGAAACUGCGUCUUUUGAUAAGACAGAUAAACCGAAUGUAGUUUGAAACAAGGCAACGUUUAGGGGUUUUUGUAUUAGAAAUAGAGAUUAGGUUUGGCGUCCAAUUUGUUCUUUGUCCGGUCUUGGACUUGACUCGACUUGAUCUGUGGGUGCCCACACACACCUUUACUCCCCGGACAUGGCGGGUCUCUGUGGUCUGAAGAUCUCGCUGGUCGGGCUCCUGAUGCUUGUUUUGGCUUGCUGUGACUCUAAUAAAUCCACCUUACCUCCACUCAGUGGCACAGUUUCUUCGCAACCUGUGUCCACCCAACUUCCAAGCACCUCAACAGCACAAGCUGUUAAAAUCCCAGAGGCUCCCAGCAUACCUACACUCACCUCUUCAUCCACCAACUUAUCUUCUUCAGUUCAGUCAAACCAUUCAUCCAACGUGUCUGCCAUUACCUCACCUGCAAGCACCUCACCUGCAAGCACCUUAAAUGAGACUACAUUCUCUUCAGCCACCAUUCAAUCAUCUCUUCAGGCAGGCACCUCACCCCCAAGCACUCAGUCAACCACAACAAUGGCUGCCACCACAGCUGAAGCAGAUCCAAAGUGUUCUUACAGAGUUGAAACGGUCCAGUUUGGUCUCCUGAUGAAGAUAACAUAUUUUACUCCUCAUAACUACACCAUAGAGGUUGCUGAGAAGGAAGGUCGAUUUAAAAGGAGAUCCACUGUUUCUUUCUCCAAUGAAAACUCAACUCAUGAAAUCAAACCUCUGAAGCCGUGCACCGAAUAUGAGCUAAUCGUCACUCUGAUUCCCACUAAUGGUACAGAAAUAACCUGUAACAAAACUGAUAAUAAAACAACAAUAACAACAACUGGAAUGAGUGAACAAGACAUUAAAAAAGCCUCCUGUCCUUCUGGAUAUUUGUGCUACCAAAGUGGUUGGAACAUCAGCUCUUUAGUAUCAAAACACAACAAGGUUUCAGCUGCAGAGUUCAUCAAUGGAUCGUAUCGUUUCAAACCUGCUUAUGAGGACAUUUGCACUGAUUUUGUUUUGAAGUUCCCUGAUAAAAACUGCAACAUUUCCUUCAACUCCUCUGAAUAUAUUCCUGUUGAUUUCAUUGAUCCAAAUGACAUAAAUCAGACUGCACCCACUGAACUUCCUGCAAAGAUAGAAACAAAGUUUCCUUCAAACUGUAAAAAUCUCAGUGUUGAGUACAAAUGUUCAGGAAAGGACAAUAACUCUGUUGAACCUUCUGACAUGAAGCCGUUCACAGACUACAGCUGUACUGGUCACAUCAAGAACAACGGUGUCUUCAUAAAUAAGACCACUCCACCUGUCCAGUUCAACAUUAACUGUGAUUUUACAAUAAGAAACCUGAAGGCCAAUUCAACCAAUACUUCCAUUGAGCUGAACUGGAAAACAACCAGUGAUAAAUGUCAAGGUGUUCUCCACAGUCUGACGAACCUCUCUUAUAGCUGCAGCUGUCAAGACAAGAAAUCUAAAGAAAGGAUGAUGAAUGUUUCUGAAGGAAGAAGGUGUGAAAUAAAAAACCUUAAACCAUACGAGGAUUACAUCUGUGAAGUCCGUCCCAUCUAUGGUGAUCGACGUGAUUUCAAAGGGGAAACAUUUAAAGAGAAGACCCAGCCUGGAAUACCAGAACCUCCAACAGGUCUUCAGGUGUCACUUCCAGAGAACAACGUGAUCAAAGUGAAAUGUGAACAACCUCUUCAUUUAAAUGGACCAAAGACAAACUACUUUGUACAACUUCUUAAUGUUGCUGGCAGCCAGCAGAAUAAGACAAGCUGUGAUUUUGAAUUGAAGGAUCUGAACUACUUAACAUCCUACACAGUGAAGGUGGUAAUCUUCAACGGACGCUUUAACAGCACACCUGUGACACGUUCAGCUGUCACUCAUUAUAACGACAAAGCUCUUAUUGGAUUUCUGGUCGUUCUCAUCAUCAUCACCUCUGUGGCUCUUCUUUUGGUCCUCUACAAGAUCUUUGUUCUGAGACGCAGAAAAUCCCAAGAUUUGGGCGAACGCAUAUCGCUAAUUAACCAAGCUGAUGAAGAGAGUUUGAUCCCCGUUGAACCGAUUGCAGCAGAAGUCCUGCUGGAAACCUACAAAAGGAAGCUCGCUGAUGAAGGGAGGCUUUUCCUGGCCGAGUUUCAGAGCAUUCCCAGAAUUUUCUCAAAAAACACAGUGAAAGAAGCAAAGAAGGGCUGCAACGCCCCCAAGAACCGCUACGUGGACAUCCUGCCAUAUGAUUAUAAUCGGGUCCCACUGGCCACAGGAAACGGAGAGGCAGGAUGUGACUAUAUUAACGCCAGUUUCAUUGAUGGGUACAAGGAACCCAAAAAAUACAUUGCAGCUCAAGGACCAAAGGACGAAACUGUGAGUGACUUCUGGAGGAUGAUCUGGGAGCAGCAGUCCUCUAUUAUUGUCAUGGUGACUCGCUGUGAAGAAGGGAACAGGAUCAAGUGUGCCCAGUACUGGCCUUCUCCUGAACGAGACACUGAGAUCUAUGAGGAGUUCAUUGUGAAGCUGACAUCAGAAGACCAUUGCCCAGAUUACACCAUACGCCAUCUGAGCCUGACUAAUAAGAGAGACAAGAACUCUGAGAGGGAAGUGACUCACAUCCAGUUCAUGAGCUGGCCUGACCACGGUGUCCCAGGAGAGCCGCACCUCCUCCUGAAACUGAGGCGACGCGUCAAUGCUUUCAAGAACUUCUUCAGCGGCCCCAUUGUUGUUCACUGCAGUGCUGGGGUCGGCAGGACCGGUACCUACAUCGGCAUCGAUGCCAUGAUGGAGGGCCUGGAAGCAGAGAGCAGGGUGGACAUUUACGGAUAUGUUGCCCAACUCCGAAGACAAAGAUGCCUCAUGGUCCAAGUGGAGGCCCAGUACAUCCUGAUCCACCAGGCCCUGCUAGAGUACAACCAGUUUGGAGAAACAGAGGUCACUCUGUCAGAGCUGCACAGCACACUGAGCACGCUCAAACAGAAAAACUCAGACAGCGAACCCACCCUAAUGGAAGAAGAGUUUGAGCGACUCCCCUCCUUUAACAACUGGAGGACCUUUAACACAGGCAUCACAGAAGAGAACAAGAAAAAGAACCGCUCUUCAUCUAUCAUCCCAUAUGACUACAACCGAGUGUUACUGAAGAUAGACGAAGACCAGAGUCAGGACAGCGAGGCUGAUGACGAUGACCAGGAGGAAUCAUCAGAUGAAGAAGAUGAAGACUCCACUAAAUACAUUAAUGCCUCUCACAUUAAUGGUUACUGGGGACCACGUUCCCUGAUCGCAGCCCAGGAUCCACUACCAGACACCUUCGCUGACUUCUGGUUGAUGGUUUCCCAGAAGAAGGUAUCUACUAUAGUCAUGCUUUCAGAACACAAAGAGGGUGGUGAACCUAUUUACUGGAAUAAAGAGAAGGAGACAUUUGGAGAUUUUGAGGUAGACGUUUCAAGUACAGAAAUUACUCCAGCUUUCAUCACCCGCAACAUGGGGGUCCGAUAUGUCAAGCGAAAAGAGAAUCGGCAAGUGAAACAUUUCCAGUUCCUGAAAUGGGAAGGCACAGAUCUGCCAGAGAACCCUCAGGAUCUCAUAGAUAUGAUCAAGGAAGUAAAACGCAACUGUGUCGGCAGCAAAUCCCAGAGGAUGCCCAUAGUUGUCCACUGCAACGACGGAUCAACCCGUUCGGGAAUCUUCUGUGCACUGUGGAACCUGCUGGACAGUGCAGAAACUGAGAAGCUGGUUGAUGUUUUCCAAGUGGUCAAAACGCUACGCAAAGAGAGGAAGAAGAUGAUCUCCAGCCCUGAGCAGUACCAGUUCCUUUACAAGGCUCUAGAGGGCGCCUUCCCAGUCCAGAACGGGGAAGUGAAACCAGUAAAGAGUUCAGCCUCCGACAGCGUUCAGAUUGUUAAUGAAACCCAAGCAGCAGCAGAAGCAAAAAAGAAACCAGCUGAAGAGAAGGCUGAGGAGCCACCCAGCACUACCAGCAGCGACCGGCAGGCGGAGAGCACUCCUCUGGUGGCUGAAAGCGGAACGGAAAAGAAGGAAGCGGGGCCUGCAAAAGAAUCCAGCGCCCUCACAGAGUCCACUCAGGAGGAAACCAGCAAUGGUCCCACAGUCACUGUGGAGGUCUGAGAUGAUGGAGGGAUCUAUUCAUCCUGAGCUGUUUAUGCUUUAGUUUAUUGCUUUUAUAAAAAUUAUAUUAUGAAUGUAUAAACAUUGUAAAGAUUUAACUCAGUAUGAGUCUCAGUGGAAAUUAGAAAUAAUUAGAUUGAAUAGUGCUGUUUACUUUCAAAACCUGUUUUUAAUUUUUGUAAGUUAUAAAGAUUCUAAGUAAAAGGUUAUUUUCCCUGUUGACAAAGUUACUAGAACUGCUGUCAUCAAACUAUGGAUCACAAACAUACUGUAUUGUAAAAGUCAGCCAAUAGAUGAAGAUUAAAUACACAGUGGGUUAGUUAUUUUGUUUGGUACUCUGUAUGUGCUGGGUUGAAUUUAGUUUGUAUUUUUGUUUUUUUCGCUAAUUGCUGUUCACACACACCGCAGUCCACAUUUACAUAUUGUAUAUCUGAUAUGUAAUAAUAAUUUAGCUGUUAAAAUUUAAAAUUCAUUGUGUACUGCUUUAUUUCCUUCCUGAAAUAAAAUUAAAAUGUUUUAUUUAUGCAGACCUGCCUUAAGUAUUCAUAAAUUCAAAAACGAUAUUUCUCAAAGUGACGUUAUUUCCAGUUCGGUGCUGUACUGGAAAAAUUGUGUAAUAUUCUCUCUGCCAGCAGAAAUAAACAAUAUUUUAUUAAAAUCC
This is a messenger RNA of Girardinichthys multiradiatus, 4846 nucleotides long. It is a transcript of the gene ptprc, whose product is annotated as protein tyrosine phosphatase receptor type C. NCBI's taxonomy places the organism in Eukaryota, Metazoa, Chordata, Actinopteri, Cyprinodontiformes, Goodeidae. The transcript has 31 exons. Bases 235 to 4185 code for a protein of 1316 amino acids. Gene Ontology annotation, biological process: positive regulation of peptidyl-tyrosine phosphorylation; protein dephosphorylation; negative regulation of protein kinase activity. The record is from RefSeq and is a predicted model, not a curated record. Gene Ontology annotation, molecular function: protein binding; protein tyrosine phosphatase activity.